CACCCCUGUACUAAAACACACACAACACACAGUGACGAGGGUUUAGUGCAGAUUUUCAUCUGUAAAGCAUAAAAGAUUUGAGGGUUUUGUUCUUGAAAAAUCACACCCAUUUGGCCAUUUUGACCAUCUGUUACAAAAAAGUGCAAUGGAAAAGUACCAGAAAGUGCAGAAACCGAGGCCUGAGACACCCUAUAACGAGAAUGAAAUGAGGAUCACUUCAAUGGGUCUGGUGGGGAAUUAUGUGAACUAUGCUGCUUCUCUUUUUCAGGAGAGACAUGGACGGAAAAUUGUUAUUAAAGGAAUGGGACAGGCAAUAAGUAAGACAGUUGCUAUAGCAGAGAUUCUUAAGAGGAGGAUUCCGGAGUUGCAUCAAGAUACUGCUAUCGAUUCGGUAAGCUUAGUGGAUGUAUGGGAGCCUAUUGAAGAGGGUCUUCUGCCUGUGGAGACAAGUCGCCGAGUCUCAGCUAUCUCGAUCACCCUGUCAACUGAGGAGUUAAGCAAGGAUUCUCCAGGGUACCAAGCUCCAACUCAUGUGGAACAAUCAAGGCCACGACAGAAUUAUCAACAACAACGAUUUCACCAACAACCUAGGGAAGCACGAACCGGUUACAAUGUUGCCGGUGAGGAUGCAUAUGGGCAUGGUCGAGUGCGUGGUAGGGGGAGAGGACGGGGAUGGAACAGAGGCGGCUACAACAACUAUGAUGGAAACUAUCGUGGGAAUUAUCAAGGUGGCUACCAGGGGAAUUAUCAAGGUGGAUAUCAUGGGAAUUAUCAAGGGGGCUACCAAGGAAAUUAUCCAGGGGUAUACCCGGGGUAUCCAGGGAGCUACCAGGGGAAUUAUCCAGGGGGCUACCAGGGAAAUUAUCAAGAAAAUGGCGGGUACUCAAAUCGGAGCCAAGGUGGUGCUCGCGGCCCUCGUUUCAGUAGUUACGGCUAUCGUGGGACUGGAUAUGGAAGAGGCAGGGGUCGAGGUGGGGGCAGAGGUCGCAGUCACAAUAUUUAAAGGAUGGAUGGUCAGCUUAAAGAUGGUUACAACCUGAUAUUCUGCUAUACAUAAAUAGUUUUUUGCCUUGGCUUCGCAGUUCUAUUUUGGAAUCUGUUUCAAAACUUGAAGUUCUGGAUUUUACAGUCCAAGGUUUUUUUAACCGUGUCAUGCAAUGUGCAUGUCUAGGACCUUUCGAUAUUUACUUAGCUUUUGAAGUAUAUAAAUCCAUACUAUCUAGUUUUUGAUUUUGUUGGAGUUUUUACAUAUGUUUGUUCUCCGCCUUUAUCAUUUAU
Molecule: messenger RNA, 1278 nt
Organism: Daucus carota subsp. sativus
Lineage: Eukaryota; Viridiplantae; Streptophyta; Magnoliopsida; Apiales; Apiaceae
Exons: 8
Coding region: 146-1003 (285 amino acids)
Molecular function (GO): RNA binding
Source: RefSeq, a predicted model, not a curated record